Molecule: messenger RNA, 1197 nt
Organism: Cannabis sativa
Lineage: Eukaryota; Viridiplantae; Streptophyta; Magnoliopsida; Rosales; Cannabaceae
Product: putative disease resistance RPP13-like protein 1
Exons: 2
Coding region: 536-826 (96 amino acids)
Source: RefSeq, a predicted model, not a curated record
AACCCUUGGAUCAAAAAGUAAUAUUUAUCCUAAUUAAUCAAAAAAGAAAUCAACCAAAUUUCCAUAAACAAAUAACAACUCAACAAGUAUGCUUUGGAACUGCCAUGAGUUGCAAGCAUUGUCAGAAGAGUUUGCAAUUAGUAUGUAUUUGAACUUAGUGUUCUUCGAAUAUUAUUUUACAAUUCGGUUCAUUUUGCUAUAUAUGCUCAUUGACUUUCUAAGUGAAGUAUUUGACUUUGUGUUAGAUUGUAAUUUAACUUAGUAGUGUUACUCAUUUUGAUUAUUACUAAGAAAUGUUUGGUUUUUUUAAGCAGCCGGCCAAUUAUUACACACAUACAAUGACAUAAACAGCAUUAUAUUAUAUAAUCAUAGCAUAGAUUAUAUACAAUUGAAGUUGUAAUAUAGAUACUAAUGAAUUAAUAUCAUAUCAAUUUUGUAAUUUGAGUCAUCCAAUGUUUCAAAUUUGUAAGUUUGCUUCCGUCUUCUGCUCUUUACAUUUUCUGAAUCUUUGGCUGUGCAACUGAGCUUGCUACUGAUGGCUCUUGAAAUUGUGAUUGGUGCUUUUCUCUCUGCUUCUUUCGACUUUUUGCUUGAGAAGAUAGCUUCUCCUUAUGUUGAGAAAGAGAGGCUUUUCAAGUUGAAGUCAACCUUCAAUACUCUUGCUGCUGUUCGGUUUGAAGUGGAGAACAAGAGAAUCGAAAACCCUGCUGUGGAGAAGUGGCUGGAUGAUCUUCUCGAUGCUGUCGAUGAUGCUGAGGACUUCUUUGGCGAUAUUGAAUACGAUGCUAUGAAACCCAACAAUUCUGAUGAGUCACGGAAAGCUUGAGGAAAGGCAAGUAAGUUUCUCUAAUCCUCUUCGUAUGGCUGAAUUAUCUAAUUCAAUUGGUGAACUAAAACAUCUUCACUAUUUGGUGGCGUUUGGUUGGAGGUAAUGAAAUGGAAUGGAAUGGAAAGGAAACAAUUUUCAUUCCAUUCCUUUGUUUGGUUACAUUUUAAAGUAUUGGAAUGACAUUCCAAUGGAAUGCUCUUUCCACCAUUUUGGUGGAAUGGCUAUUCCAUUUUAAAAAGAAAGGAAUGACCAUUCCAAUGUAACAAGAAAAAAAAAUUAAUGAUUUUUUUGUCAAUUUUUUUUUAUGCAUUUUAAAUAUUAUUCCAUUCCAUUCCUAUUCCUAUUCCCAUUCCCAUUCCUAUUCCUAU